Messenger RNA from Saitoella complicata NRRL Y-17804, 1221 nucleotides. RefSeq lists its product as uncharacterized. The transcript is spliced from 2 exons. Bases 82 to 1221 code for a protein of 379 amino acids. Gene Ontology annotation, cellular component: SAM complex. NCBI's taxonomy places the organism in Eukaryota, Fungi, Ascomycota, Saitoellomycetes, Saitoellales, Saitoellaceae. Gene Ontology annotation, biological process: mitochondrion organization. The record is from RefSeq and is a predicted model, not a curated record.
AAGCAGCUCUCGAUGCUCAUACAACUCCUCGACCGAUCGAUCAACUUUUAAUUCCAUAGAAUCGACAUUGACCCGAUCACCAUGAGCAAGAAGUUCGAGCUGCACAUUCAUACCUCGCCGGCCUUCUCGCUGCCUAGUACCGAUCCGCUGAGUAUUGCGGCACUUGCGUAUCUUCAGAUUGUUGCACCGGGGGAGUUUACCGUUGUUGAGUCCAGCGUUUCACCCUUACCAUCCCUCCGCGUCUUCCCCGAAGACAUCAGAAUAUCUGGCUACACCGAAAUCAUUGCCUACCUAAAACGCGCCUCCUACGACGCCGAUUCCGACCUGGAACCCAAACAACUCGCUCUCUCCGAAGCCUACUCCGCACUCAUUACCUCCCGCGGAAUCGACCUCUCCCUCCUCUCCCUCUACGCCGACUACCCCAACUAUUCGCGAGUGACAAGACAUGUGUUGAGUGCGCCGCUACCGUUCCCAGCGAGUUAUGUUGAGCCGUUUAGGCUGCGGACUGCGGCACAGGCACGAGUGGAGAAAUUGGGGUUCAACGAUGCCUUGGGUUCGAAUUUCACGGAUGAGGUGAAGGAGGAGAGGAAUCCCAAUCCAAGACAAAACACUUUUCCCUCACUCACCGCUCCACAACCCAAACUCUCACCCGAGAACCUGAGAAAGAGAAUAGCACUCACCAACCUCGCUUCAGAGUUUUACGCUACGAUCAAUACGAUUAUUCUGCAAAACCCAUUACGGCCUACACCGUUCGUGUUUGGAGAUCAACCUAGUUCGGUGGAUGCGUUGUUGUUCGGGGUACUGUCUACACACCUCUACCCCGAACUCCCAAACCCUUGGCUCGCAUCCGAACUUCGCAAGAAAGAACGCGUCGCGGCGUGGACACAUGAAGCACGUCGAACAUUUCUCCCAUCAUGUAUAAAGACAAUUACCUCACGGCCCUCAGUCACCUCGAUGGUCUGGGACGCUAUCUUCCAACAAGAAAAGAAGGCAGAAAACGCGGUAAAGGAUGCAGCUUCUGAAGCUGCCGAAGCACAAGCACGGACGAAAAGGAAUAAGAGGAUCAUGGUUGCCGUGGGUGGUGUGGUUGCGUUCAUUGUUUACGUUUUUGCCGCUGGGAUUGUGAGGAUUGAGGUGGGCGGGGAGGAGGAGGGGAUUGACGAUGAGGGCCAGGAGGAGGAGGAGGAGGAGGGUGGGUAUGUUGAUCCGGAUGAGUUGUAG